GUAAGAACCUUUCCUUUUCGUUUUCGUUCUCAGAGAAAUUAAUUAAAAAAAAGUCGCGAUCUUUUGUUGGAUACGAUCCACCUCGAAGCGCACCGUGCCUCUGUUUCUCCGUUUGAGACAACGUCUUCCCUGAAUCAACUUGAUCUGUGGAGAUUUUGAUUAUUGCUUUCACUGUUUCUUGAAAAAAUAAUGGAGUGGAGGGGACUCCUCUGCUCUCUCUUCUUUAUCCUCUCCAUGGGAGAGUCCUCCUCUAGUAGAAGAUUCCGGUCAAUGUGGCUUCCUAACAACAGCCUCCUUGUUGAUGAGACUACCUUCUUCACUUGGCCUAUCUUGAGUGCCAGUGUUUUCGUUCUUGUUGCCCUCCUCCUCCCUAUGUAUCUCAUCUUCCAACACCUUGCUUCUUAUAAUCAGCCUGAGGAACAGAAAUUUCUUAUUGGUCUUAUUCUCAUGGUCCCUGUUUAUGCCCUCGAAUCGUUUUUGUCUUUGUUGAAUUCAGAAGCGGCUUUCAACUGCGAGGUUAUUCGUGAUUGUUAUGAAGCUUUUGCGCUCUACUGCUUUGAGAGAUAUUUGAUUGCUUGCCUUGAUGGAGAAGAACGUACGAUUGAAUUCAUGGAACAGCAAACAGUUAUCACCCAGAGCACCCCUCUUCUUGAAGGCACAUGUACUUACGGAGUUGUGGAGCAUCCUUUUCCAAUGAACUGCUUCUUAAAAGAUUGGAAUCUUGGUCCUCAGUUUUAUCACGCUGUGAAAAUUGGCAUCGUUCAAUAUAUGAUACUGAAAUUGAUCUGUGCUCUAUUAGCAAUGAUCCUUGAAGCGUGUGGAGUUUAUGGAGAAGGAAAGUUCCAAUGGAAUUACGGAUAUCCAUAUCUGGCUGUAGUGCUGAACUUCAGCCAAACAUGGGCGUUGUAUUGCCUUGUACAGUUCUACGGCGUCAUCAAAGAUAAGCUAGCACCCAUCAAACCACUGGCCAAGUUCUUAACAUUCAAGUCUAUUGUAUUCCUCACCUGGUGGCAAGGUAUUAUCGUUGCCUUCCUCUUCUCCAUGGGACUUUUCAAAGGGUCCUUGGCUAAAGAACUAAAAACGAGAAUACAAGACUACAUCAUCUGUAUUGAGAUGGGUGUUGCUGCUGUGGUUCAUCUCUAUGUCUUUCCAGCUGCGCCUUACAAGCGUGGGGAAAGAUGUGUGCGUAACGUAGCAGUGAUGUCAGAUUACGCCUCUAUAGACACACCUCCCGAUCCAGAAGAGGUUAAAGACAGCGAAAGAACAACUAGGAUGCGGUACGGUAGGCAUGAUGAGGCGGAGAAACGCUUGAGUUUCCCACAGAGUGUGCGUGAUGUGGUGAUGGGGAGUAGUGAAAUCAUUGCGGAUGACAUGAGGUUCACUGUUUCACACGUGGUGGAGCCUGUUGAAAGAGGAAUAGCUAAAGUGAACAGAACAUUCCAUCAGAUAUCUGAAAACGUGAAAAGAUUUGAGCAGAAGAAGAAGAGAACAAAGGAUGAUUCUUAUGUGAUUCCAAUGAGUACAUGGACGAAAGAGUUCUCAGAGGUUCAUGAUAACCUUUAUGAAGGAGGGAGUGUGAGUGACAGCGGUUUAGGAAGCAGAAAGAGACAUCACCAAUCUAGAGUCUCUGGAUUGUGGAGUAGAAUGCGAAGUUAACAGCUACACUGAGAGAAGUUAUAGAUUUUCAUGAGAUGAUGCUAAUCUUCUUGGUUUACACACAGAGGUAACAGCAGUGUUGCUACUAACUUGUUUUCUCAACUCUUUAUACAACUUUAUCAAAGAAGUUAACAUCUGUAUUUCAUAAUAUGACCAAUCCUUACACAAGAAUAAUAAUUAAAAAAAAAAGUGUCAUGAUUAAA
Brassica oleracea var. oleracea is the source of this 1859-nucleotide messenger RNA. Its product is annotated as protein LAZ1 homolog 1-like. Gene Ontology annotation, molecular function: transporter activity. The coding region runs from base 190 to 1656 and encodes 488 amino acids. The record is from RefSeq and is a predicted model, not a curated record. Gene Ontology annotation, biological process: transport. Lineage: Eukaryota; Viridiplantae; Streptophyta; Magnoliopsida; Brassicales; Brassicaceae. The transcript is spliced from 9 exons.